AUGUCUCAGUUCGGCGCUGGAAAGCCGGGCGGAUGGGGGCGGCCACCAGCAGGAGGUUUGGCUCAUUUUUUUUUUCGUUGAUAAUGUUUGUUUUGGUCAGGUGGACAAGUGCCAGGAUUUCCAACUAUGAACGUUGGCGGAUUUCCUAUGAUGGGCGUACCAAUGGGAAUGGUUAAUCAAGCUGCAUUCUCACAGCCAAACAUGAUGGGAAUGCAAGGAAUUAUGGGCGCUGUCCCUCAACAACAGCUUCAACAACCACCGCAGCAACUACCAACGCAGGCCGUUCGUGCGCCUCCAGCUCAGGUGAGAUAUUAUUAUUUCAUACCGAACUUUUCUUUUCAGCCUGCAAAUGGUCUUGCGGUACCUCAAGGCGCAAAAAACCGCACGUUCGUGGGAACCGUUACAAAAAUGCUUGACAAUUACGGCUUUGUUGACGAUGACGUCUUUUUCCAGCAUAGGUUCGUUGUGAUAUACCGAAUACUUGUGAAAACACCGGAAAGUUCGCUUCGAUUAAGAAUGAUUUUUUUUUCAAGUGUUAUUCGCGGAGCACACCCUCGAGUUAACGACAAAGUGAUGGUUGAAGCGAAUUACAAUCCAGGAAUGCCGUUCAAAUGGAACGCGUUCCGCAUUCAGUUGCUUAAUGCCACACCAGCUCCACAAGAAAUGCCUGCACCUGCGGCGCGACAGCCUCCAUCAAGAACGGUGGAACAGUCUAGGUACUGUUUUGAAACAAAAGAGCAUAAAAUUAAAUUUUAAAUUUUUUCUUAUUUUUAAAUAAUGGCAAUGAAUAAAAUAUUAAUAAAAAUAACUGUCAUAGAUGGGGACCUGGAAGCGGAAAUGAUCGGUCUUCUAAUGGUAGAGGAGUUUCUCCUGCACGUAUGAGAAGAGAAACGCCUCCACCAAGACGAGCUUCUCCUCGCCGAAUAAGUCCCAAGCGCGACCCUCCCUCAAGUCGACCAAGCAGAAGGUUAUAUUUUAGUCCUUUUGUUUUUUUGAUUUUUUAUCACUCAUUUAAAUUUUUUGCGUAUUUCAGAAGUCCGAGACGUUCUCCUCCUCCUGUCAGACGUUCUAGUCCUGCUAGGCCUGAAAGAAGCGAAAGAAAAAGAGAGAGAAGCCCAGGCAGUGGAAGCGUUGCGCCAUCCGUUAGACGCGAUAGUGCAAGUCCUCCAAGACGCCGUGCUCGAAUCAUCCCUCGUUAUGAGUGUAAAGCGCAGAAACAAGUUUUAUUGAGGUAAGGCAACUUUAUGGAACAUUUCUCAAAGUUCAAUUUCAGUGACGUUGUAUCGGGCGCAACACUCCGCUCGAGGUAUUCGAAAAUGUACCUCCCUUCGGACUUCGUAGAUAUGUCGUUUGAUUGGUCCAGCAGAAUUCCACUGGAGAUGUCGAUAGAUUUUACUAAUCCGGUAUCUCUACCAAGCAUUUUCUUUUCAAAGGAUGAUUUAAGAUUCAAUUUCACGUUUUUCAUAAGGACGUUGAUUUUCCACUGGGACCAGGCGAGGAAGAAGCUAUUCUAGAGCCGGACGACGCUGAUCACAGACACCAAGUCAAAGUAACUGAUAUUUUCGAAUCUUUCUAUAUGAAAAGAUUUCUCUCAGGUUCUUCUGCUGUCUCAUGCGGGAAAAUCAGAAAUACUCAAAAAAGCGUAUUGCUUGAUGCCAGAUGGUUCAAGCGAUGACCAUCAAGAACCUCAAUCGGUUUUCAAAAACAUAAGCUUCCUCGUUGGUGGGUUUUUGAAAGGCUUUUUUCGAGAAUUAUUUACAUUUGUUCAAUAGUAUAGAGAGUUUUUUAAAUUGUAUACUUUUGAAAUGUUUUCAAGGACUGGUUUCAAUAUGUCAAGAUCGAAAUCCUUCUCUAUUUUCAAGUUGAAAGUUUCAGAGAAUUGAAGAAAGGUUAAAUUUGGUUGAGAAAAAAAGUUUAAAAAUUUAGCGGUACUUAUAUAUGAACGUUUUUUUUAAGUUUAAAGCUUUAGACGGAAUUUUUUCGUGAUUUUUUCUCUAAAAGCUUCAUUGUUUUGAUCAAAAAUAGUCUCUGGUUUCAGGAUCGCGAGGCAAGGAGCUAAUGGGAAUCGGAGGAAGUUGGUCUCCAUCUUUAGACGGCGCUGAUCCAACAUCUCCAGCCACUCUCAUUCGCACUGCCGUUCGUACAACCAAAGCUCUCACUGGAAUCGAUCUCUCCAUCGUUCCACAAUGGUUGGGCUUCAAAAUAUUUUUCUUCUUUCGGAAUUUCCUCUCUUCAUUGAACGUUCUUCGAUUUUGUACGGCAACGCUCUCUUGCUAUAUAUUCAUCUAUUUUUUCUGGCUGCAAAAUGUUACAGUCGUAUUCGAGAAGAAAAAAAACGGAAGUCAAUUUCUAACGUUCUGGCGACAUCAAUGAUAAUUCUACUAGUGAGCUGAGAAGAUUAUUUGAUUAGGGGAAGGGUUGCGCAUAGUUUUAGGCUCAGAGAAUGUGAGUCGUCAAUUGUUUUGCUCAUCCACAGGUACUCGAUGGUCCAAGUACGUUACUACCGUUCGGACAAGGACCGCGUCGACAGAGUUCAUCUUCUGUGGCCCGACACGCAACUACUUACGCCGAGUGACGACUCUUGGGAUGCGCUUCAGGCGUCUUUGAGUGAGCAGCUGCAAACGAAGAUCGUCGCGCUUGACGCCUUGAACGUCGUUGAACCGCCAGUCGAUUCAGUUUCAGCGACACCCAAGGAAAGUACCGUCCUCGCUUCUGCAAGCACCUUUUCCGAUAGUUAACCGCUUUCCACUAUACCCUCGUUCUAACACUUUUUUGUUUUAUUUAAUGUUUCGGCGGGACAUCAUUAACCUCACACAUUUCUUCUAAUUCGCACGUUUUUCUUGCAUGAAUGUUUUUUUUUUCGUUGGAUUUCGUCAGGUAAAGCCUUGUUUGGAGAAAAAAAAAUGUAAUUUAGUACGAUAAUCACAUUUUGGGCGUAAACUUGAUCAAUUCCUAUUGGCGAAAAAUAUUCAUACUAUUUCAGGUGGAAGUAACUGGUACGAAUGUCGUAAAAGGAAGAACUAGCUGAUCAGUCUCUUGAGACUGCGGCCGAGAAAACGGGAGAUGAUGAAAAGCCCGAGGCUUCUCAUUGGAGCAAACUCGACACAAAGGCCAUGAAGGUUUGUUUUCAAAAUUUUUACUUGCAUUUAACAAAGUUUUCAGGUUGCUGAACUUCGAUUGGAGCUUGAAGCGCGCUCUCUAGAGACCAAAGGCAUCAAAACUUUGCUUGUUCAACGUCUUCAAGCUGCUCUUGACGCUGAAAAGCAAAAUGAUGGGUCAAAUGACAGCCUCAAUGAUGUCGUUAUGAAAGAAGAGUCGGAGACAGAGAAACCUGAGGAGGUACUUCGGAUUCUAUUCGUUAUUAUGAUUUUUUUAUCAUUUCAUUUCAGAUUACUGAACAAGUUCAAAAGACCGAAGCUGAAUUGAAAAAAGAAGCGGAAGAACUUCAGAAGAAAAAUGAGAAAAUCGAAAAGGAAAAGAAAGAAAAGAAAGACAGCCUCGAGCGUCAUUUUGCUAUGCCAAAAGAUAAGAAGGUUUGAGUUUCCACUUUUGGACCAAAUCACUAGUAAGAUGCUUUCAGAUUUUCGUUUAUCCUUCGAAAACUGCCAAGCAAGGAAAGUUCGAUUGUAAAGUCAUUUCUCUUAACUCUAUGCUGGAAUAUCGAUCGGAAGACAACAAAGAAAGCCAAUUCGAGGUUUUUUUUUAAUAUUUUGACGAGAUAGUUUUUUUUUGUCCAGGUUUCUCUGUUCGCAGAAGCAUUCCGUGAAAUGGUUGAACGUUUGUCAGCGUUUGGAAUUUACACUGCUCUAAGUGUAUCGGCAGAUAAAGAAGAAGAGAAGAAACGACGUGACGACGCCCGCGGAAAAGCGCCAGUCGAAAAGAAAGAGGAGGACAAAGAGGACAAGAAAGAAGAGACGAAACCGGAGAAAAUUGAUCUUAAAAGCAUCGUUUCGAAUCGUAACGUCUUCGAGUCAUUCGCCUACUUUGAUCAAAAUCUUUGCGGGUAGAUUUUCAUUUGUCGGUUUUUCAGAAAUUCAAAAUCUUUACAGAUACAUCAUGGAAAAAGACAUUGAAGAGAUUUUGUUCAAUGGGGAGUUUGGACUCUCGCGUGGCCAAAUUCAACGACUGUCCAAAAAACUUUCUUCUCGUGAUAAGAUCAACUACAGGUUUUUUUUUUGAAUUUUAUCGCUGUUUGGGCAGUUUAUAGAGCUUCAUAAAAAGUAGAUUGUUAGGAUUAAAAAGUGUUUCCCUUUUUUUCUGACAGAAUUUUUUUGUUCAUACAAAUAAAUGAAAAAGAUCGGUUCGUUGUUUGUUUGUUUGUGUUAAUAGACGUUCAAAAUAAUAUUUCAACACAAAUUCAGAACCUAGAAGCCGCCUAGGUCGUUAUUUUUCUCUAUAAACGGAACAUCUUCAUAUAAGAUGCGUUUUUGGUUUUCAAAGCAGUCGUUUUUGUCUAGAAAACGAUGUUAUAAUCACUGGCACUUUUUGUGAAAAAGCGCAGAAAAUAUCAUAAAUUAAACGAUGCGCAAGGACAGGAUCUUUUUGAUAUUACUUGUUUUUUUUUCUCUUUUUGGAAUAAUCAACGGCACUCACUACUUAUUAUCCAUCUAUUUUAAUUUUUUCAGACACCUCACAGACGUCCUGGUUGAUUCUGACGGUAUAGUGAAAUUCACACCAGGACAAGCGGACGAAACUCCCGAUGUCGCAGUACUGACGAGAGGUUUUUUUUAUUAUGUCGAAAUAUCUAUUUGUAAAAAAUUUUCUAGGAUACGGACUUUCUUACGCAAAAAUGCUGGAUGGUAACACUCCAAAUGGAGAAAUAAGCUCUUCGGAUGAUGGAAACGUCAUCAUAAAUGGAAAUGUCAUCAAUGUGCCGUUGAAGCUGAAAAUGCUCAAAACUAUGGAACAAGAACGAGAUUCUGCAAAAGCUUCACUGAACGAAAACAUUUCCUUGAUAGGUACCGUCAUUUUCAAUUCCACUCAAGAGUUUAUUCAUAUUUAGAUCAACUGAGAGAGGCUAAAUCGGAUAUUGACAAAAAGAAAAAAGAUCUGGAGAAAGAUUUGGAGAAAUCAAAGAAAAAGGUCGGCGAUCUGACCAGCUCUUUGAAGGUAAUUUGUGAAGGCUUCUUCAGCCUCAUUAAAUUAUUAUUUGAUCAGAGUACGAGCGAAGAGAACUCAAGUUUGAAAACAGUUUUGACGGACAUUCGCAAGUACGCCGAUCGUAUUAUUGUGGGUAUUGAAAAGCACAUAGCUUCGCCGAAAAAAGAGGUGGCUUCGAAGGUUUGUUCUGAGAUCUGAAUUUUUUUCAAGUCGGUGUCUCAAACCUGUGAGUUUACAGGAAAAAGAAGAGAAGAAGCUAGAAAAAACAGAAAAAGAGGAGAAGACACAAACAGUUGCUCCUACUACUGAUGAAACACCUGCAACGGCGGAAAUGGUUCUCACUGAGGAAGUUGGUCCGGAAGAAUGA
Messenger RNA from Caenorhabditis auriculariae, 5467 nucleotides. NCBI's taxonomy places the organism in Eukaryota, Metazoa, Nematoda, Chromadorea, Rhabditida, Rhabditidae. The record is from the annotation of a GenBank genome assembly.